UGUAGGCUAUUUGUAGCUAGCAACAGCAAAUCUCACAGCAUCAGAGUACCAUCACCUAAGAUAACACUGAACAUUUUAUCAUUUCAGAAGUUUGACCUAAGAAUUAGGAAAGAAUUCCAAUUUCAAACAUUGUAUUGAAGACUACAGUGCAAAAUGGCUGACAAGAGUUUUAUAUUGGGGAUGGACAUUGGAACGACUUCAGUAAAAGUUUGUGUUUACGACCCAAAAACAAAAGAAAUUGUUGCUAAACAAAAUAAGGAUACAGCGGCAAACAUACCGAGCGACCAAGGUAUAGAGGGUAACAAACAAGAUGUGCCAAAAAUAGUAUCAGCUAUUCAUUACUGCAUCUCGCGACUUCCUAGGGAUAUACUACGAAGUGUAACAAAAAUUGGAGUGUGUGGGCAAAUGCACGGAGUCUUGUUAUGGAAGAAAGGCGCCUGGGAGAAAGUCGAAAAAGAUGGAGUAGUGAUGCGGUUCGAAGCAACGAGAGAAAACAUGUCAGCAUUGUAUACUUGGCAGGACACUAGGUGUAAACCUGAAUUUCUGGAAUCAUUGCCUAAACCUGAUUCGCGUCUAAAUUGCUACUCUGGAUAUGGAUGUGCGACUCUCUUAUGGAUGCUUAAACACAAGCCUGAAAAGCUGAAAAACUUUCAAUAUUCUGGAACAGUUCAAGAUUUUGUGGUUACUAUGCUUUGCGAUUUAGACGUCCCAGUAAUGUCUGAUCAAAAUGCUGCGAGUUGGGGAUAUUUUAAUACUGAAAAGAACGAAUGGAACAUCGAUAUUCUAAAAUCAGUCGAUUUUCCAGUGGAGCUUCUACCUAAAAUCAGUAAAAGUGGGGAAAUUGCGGGAAAAUUGAACGCCGCUUGGAAUGGCAUUCCCGAGGGAACACCUGUAAGUGUUGCUAUGGGCGACUUACAGUGCUCUAUUAUUGCUACACUUGAAUCGAGAGAUGAUGCAGUACUAAACAUAUCAACGUCUGCUCAGUUAGCAUUCGUAGUAGAUGACGUAUCAGAUUUAGGCUGUAAAACAGUCGAACACUUGCCUUAUUUUAAUAACACGCACUUAGUUGUAGCCGCGUCUCUAAAUGGAGGCAAUGUUUUAGCUACUUUCGUGAAAAUGCUUCAACAAUGGAUGCUUGAGCUAGGUUUUCCUACUCCUCAGUCCAAGGUAUGGGAAAAACUAAUUGCUUUGGGUUUGGAAGCUAAAACAUCGAAUAUGCAAAUAAUUCCACAUUUGUUAGGAGAAAGACAUGCACCGACUGCGAAAGCUUCAGUGGAAAAUAUCGAUCUUUCUAACAUCCAAUUGGGGAGCGUGUUUAAAUCUCUCUGUGAUAGCUUGAUACAAAAUUUACAUCACAUGAUGCCUAAGGAAAUAUUGCGAAACGCGAAUGUAAAACGCAUUGUCGGAAAUGGUUCUGGUUUAUCUAGAAACGCUGUAUUGCAGAGAGCUGUUGAGCACUAUUACAGUUUGCCACUAGAAUUUACUUCAGGGGGUGAUGCAGCGAAAGGGGCUGCUAUCGCAAUCAUGUAGUCAGUAGUUUAUUAAUUGUUACAUUAUUCAACUAUAUUGAUUUUCGUUUUAUAUUAAUUAUUGCUCUCUUUGUUCUAGAGCGUAUUAAAGUAGGAAUGUUCUAAGUCGUAACAUGUAGCUUCAAAGCGUAAUGUAAUUAUUAAUUUAACGGUAAGGUAAUAAAAUAUGGAUAAAUUUGCCAAAAUGUAUCCACAUUUUGGCAAAGAACAUCGGGCAUUUUUGUAUGGGACACUUACCUACGGCGAACAAAAAUAAAAUUAGGUACGGUGGAUAGGCAAUUAAAUCUAGUUCACAAUGGUAUAGUUCCCAUAUCUGUGGGUCGUGGCAAUAAGGAGAAAUUGGACAUUUAAAAAAUAUUUAUAAAUGUUUUUGGGCAAUAAUUGAAGAGGAAAAAGGGAAUCAAAAAUAAUUAAAACAACAUAUUUUUCUCUUAACUUUUGGCGAAGGACUGCGAUGAUGAUGACGAAGGACUGCGAUGUAGUAAGAUAAGCUAGCUACCUGCGCGAGCGCAACAUAAUACCAGUUUUAAGACUAUGGGCGAGAGUGAGAACGAAAUAUGCACAUCAACUUGACGGAUUUAGUCUGAUUGGGUUUAUAAAAAUACCACGGAGUGAUAUUUUAACUUACUGAGCGGUCGUUUAGUAAUUAGGAAAAAUAGUCAACUUAAAAUAUCAUUUUCAUUUUACUAAUUAUUUCCAUUUUCCCAUUAUUGUGAAUCAAAAUAACUACACAAUAUUAAAUAUGAUUGCAAACACUAUCAUUUAAAAAUAUUUUGGUUUAUGUUCGCGACUUUUAAAAAAUCGGGUAAAAAACGCCCGAUGUCCUUUAUCCAUAUUUUUUCCAAAAUAGUUUUUGAGCUUUUUGAUCUGUAUCAUUCCAAUUAAUAGCAUAAUUAAGGCACAAAGGUGAAAUUAUAAGUUUGGGCGGUAUUUUUUCCUUUUAAAAUGAAUUUUACAGGCUACUAGGUUUUCACCUAAAUAACUGAAAUCAACUUUCCAUUGUGUAUUGUGUUAUUUUUUGUACUUUUGUUAGAUUUUAUUUAAUAAAAUAUACGUAUUUACAUUUGAAAUGAACAA
Molecule: messenger RNA, 2606 nt
Organism: Spodoptera frugiperda (fall armyworm)
Lineage: Eukaryota; Metazoa; Arthropoda; Insecta; Lepidoptera; Noctuidae
Product: sedoheptulokinase
Exons: 3
Coding region: 154-1530 (458 amino acids)
Biological process (GO): carbohydrate metabolic process
Cellular component (GO): cytosol
Molecular function (GO): sedoheptulokinase activity
Source: RefSeq, a predicted model, not a curated record